AUGGCGAUCCUCGAGCGGCCGACGCCAGUUGCCUUGAUGGUGCCUAAAGGCAUGGAGAUCUCUGCCUCCAAGGCCCCCAGUGUAAGCCAUGGGCUCUAUGCUGCCCCCCUUACCGUUGCCGCCGUCAACCGUGACACCGUCGACGCCGACGCCGCCUCCGCCUCCUCCUCCGACAUUUACGGCUUCGUCGGCCCCAAGGACUUCAACGCAACCGGCGCCAGCACCGAUACAACCUACGCCAGAAUCUACACCGUCAUCUACAUCUCUAACUACAAGCUCUACUCACCGCCGAACUUCAGCCUAUCGACAGACUGUAUCGUUCUCUCUUCCAGGUCAGACCAUCUGUCAGCGAGCGCCAGUGCCCUUCUAUCCCUCAUCAGGACCCAGGCAAGCAUCCCGCCCAAGCCUCUCAUACACAUGAAAGGGACGCGAGGACGCAAGGUCGACUUCGACAUCAAGCUCAAUCUGAUGGGUUUGCUGGUGCCGGAUGACACGAGCAAGCGCAUGCAGUACAUUCGCUGUGUCAGUGAGGGCGAGAUGGCGUACAGGGGCGGAGUAAAGCCAGACGUCAUUCCCGAAGUUGGCGAAAGAGAGCUUGAGGAGUGGUGCCGCCGCUUUAUUGAAGAUCCAGCGCAGGUCAAAAGUUUCGCACUUGAUCGAGUAGUUGCAAACUUGGACACGAUGUGGAUCGAAGGUCAAUUGCGAGCCCUGUUGGCCGCGACGCAGUACAAAGGAGUGCUCCAUGUGUCGUUUCCCGUAACGCACGCCAAGGUGGUGGUGCAAAACCAGCCGAAGGCAAACAAGUUCAUGACGAGCAUGAAGAAGCUUUUCUCGGGAAAGCACAAGUACGAAGUGGUGCAGUCAGUUUGGCCAUUUGCGACGGCAAAAAGCGGUGAUGAAGGAAGGAGAUACGCUGUACAAAGCGAAGAAGUCUGGUGGCGGGAGUGGCGGGACCCGAUCAGAUACGCAGUCUCGCAAAAGAGACAGAACGGCGCAUACGUGACUAAUGAGGAUAAGCUGGAGGCUUUGAUGGAGGGCAAGGGUCAAGAUUCAAUUGACUGGGGAGGAGUUGAAGCGAUAGACAUGCCAGAUGAGGCCGAGCUGGAGGGAUAG
Molecule: messenger RNA, 1113 nt
Organism: Colletotrichum siamense
Lineage: Eukaryota; Fungi; Ascomycota; Sordariomycetes; Glomerellales; Glomerellaceae
Exons: 6
Coding region: 1-1113 (370 amino acids)
Source: RefSeq, a predicted model, not a curated record